AUGUAUGCUUUUCACCAAGAACAGCAUCUUUAUGCCUUGCAUAUGGCACAAGAAGAAAUGCUAAAAUCUACCCGCGAAAAAAGUUGGGUAAUGACCUCUAACGAGGCUGGAUUCGUCAAACUUCCCAAUGAACGAAUUCUUUACACUUCACCCCCUCGAACAAGUUUACAAAUUUCUACGACGACUACACCUCCUGGCGCAGAGCCAUAUUCAGCCAAAAGUGACGCUGGGGUUGUUUAUAUCAGUAACCAACGAAUAAUUUAUCUUCCAAGUACACCUACUCCCGAACUUCAAUCAUUUUCUUCGCCCAUUCUCAACUUGCAAGAUAGCUAUGUGCGUGCGCCAUUCUUUGGCGCCAAUUACUGGACUGCUCUCUGCAAGCCGGUUUCGGGAGGUGGAAUUCCUCCAGACUAUCCAUCGGUUGAGCUUAAGAUGACAUUCAGAGAAGGCGGGGCUUUCGAUUUUCAUUCUUGUUUGGAGCAAAUAAAGGAGCGCCUAUACCAAGUUUAUAGUGUCGCACGCGAACAUGGGGGAAGGGGAACGAGUGGAGUAGAUUUGGCGAACAUGGACUUAGAGCAAUUACCUGCUUAUGAAGCUGCGACAGAGGUUACAGAUGAAGCACCUGAGGUAGCUCGAGAUAGCGGGGUAGCAAGCACAACUGGAAGUUCACGGCCCGAGACCUUCACCGCGCCAGCUGAGCCCCCUCCAGAUUAUGAAGAAGCACAAGCACAAGCCGUUUCGGUGGACCUGGAUCAGCGAUUACGAGAGCAGGCCGAGAGACAAUGA
Botrytis fragariae is the source of this 786-nucleotide messenger RNA. RefSeq names its product putative upf0664 stress-induced protein. Gene Ontology annotation, molecular function: transcription coactivator activity; chromatin DNA binding. Gene Ontology annotation, cellular component: nucleus. The record is from RefSeq and is a predicted model, not a curated record. The coding region runs from base 1 to 786 and encodes 261 amino acids. The transcript is spliced from 2 exons. Lineage: Eukaryota; Fungi; Ascomycota; Leotiomycetes; Helotiales; Sclerotiniaceae. Gene Ontology annotation, biological process: positive regulation of DNA-templated transcription.